AAUGGCUGCUUGAGAGCAGCCAAUGGCUGAGCACCGGAUGCGAGAUAUCCGCUGCAACAACAAGCGCUCUGUUCCCCCUUCAGCUUGACGCCAUUUACAGCCCAAAUCCCGACCUCCUCUCCGGAAAGAGCAAAAAAAAAAAAAAAAAAAAAAAAAAAAAAAGAAACACACGAGAAAAAGUACUUGCAACCUCUCAGAGCCUUGCGGAUAAAACACCGAAUUUAAAACAACGUGUGCUGGAGCUUCUCUUCUUUUUUCUUCUUCGUGUUUGCAAAGAAAGUGGAGUCAAGCUAAGUUUACACUGCGGCGGUGGCUUGAUUGAAGUUUUCGCCUGUUUUUUAAUGCCUCGUGCUCUUGCGCAAAACACGGGAUUUACGUCUUAGCGCAGCUCUUAAUGAAAAUGCGCUCCGGUUGGAAACUUUCUCAAUGGAUUUUACCGACGGCUUCCCCGACUGAAUUGUUGAUAUAGGGAAUAAACUCUCUCUGGAAUUGGAUUAAUUUCACCUAAGCGGGGGCUAAAGUGUGGAAAGCACGGACUUCAGAUGUGUCCCAUGCCAGUCAGAGUGGCCCUUCAGUCCCGAGAUGGAUUCCAGAAGUCAGAACGACAGCGACGGGGGAGGAGGACACCACGGGUGGUCACCGUCACCGACUGGCUCGCUGGGCACGCCGCAUGACGAAGGGAGACUGCAACCACAGCCUCCGCAAACCCCCGAUGGUCCACCAGAUCCCUUGUUGACCAACGGGCAGCCACCGCAUACUCCACCAGUGUUAUCUCUGGAUCAGAUUAGGAUAACUGGGAGUAGUAAUGAGUAUACAGAAGGGCCCACAGUUGCCCAAAGGUCUCCGGCCUCACAGCUUAGGCAGCAGAAGAAUGACUUGGUUACGUCAUCAGUUUUGAGGAGCGGCGAUCAGCAGGAGACUCGGGAAGAGAGGCCGAAUAAUCUCCGGAACCUGCAUUCAUUGACUCAGCAUGGAAACACAGAUACUUCCAUCUCUUCCAGAGAGGGCGUGUUGCGGUCCUCCAGCGUCGAGGACUCCCAGAGUAGCAUCAGGACCAGCGUGGGGAGCACUUCUUCAGGCCAGAGGCUCCUCAGCAGCCCGGCAAGCAGCGAGCAGAUAAUCAGAACCCAGCCGAAACGCGCAGAGCUGAACUCAGAAGAGCUGAAACCGCUGAACGAUGAGUGCAGGGCAGUGGUGGCAGUGCCAGGCAGCAGAGGCUCUAAAGGCAAACACACCAACAAGUGCGAGGACUGCAGCCGCUGCCGGUGUUCAGAGUGCAGUCGCCCACGGGUGCUCCCCUCCUGCUGGAUGUGCAGCCAGAGGUGCAUGUGCUCAGUGCAAGACGCAGUGGAGUACGGGACGUGCGUCUGCUGCGUCAAGGGGCUUUUCUACCACUGCUCCAGCGACGACGAGGACACGUGCACGGACAAGCCCUUCUCGUGCACGCAGUCGCACUGCUGCGUCCGCUGGACCACCGUGUCACUCCUCUCCUUGCUCUUCCCCUGUCUCCUGUGCUACCUCCCGGCUAAAGGAUGUGUCGCCGUGUGCCAGUGCUGCUAUGACCGAGUCACACGACCCGGCUGUCGGUGCAAGAACACAAACCCAAUCCACUGUGAUGCUGUUGGCAAGCCAACGUAGACAAGACGGUCAUGUGUAUGUGUUUAAAAUGCAAAAAAAAAAAAAGUGGAUGAUGAAAAAGAUAAUGACUCAACGUUGACUGAACUGAUGUUUUGGUCUUGUAGUUUUGUAGUCUGAAAAAGUUUGAUUAGAGAGAUAGUGAUGCUGUCAUGCUUGAGUUUUUGUGUUUUUCCAUCUACAUCUUCGUGCCUACCAGAUCUUGGCAGAGACAAAGUCAAAAUUUGCCUUAAAUUGUCAACUUUUAAAGUGACUCGACAAAAUGUUUUUUACCUACUAAAGGCCUACACUCACCCUGGCAAAAGUUUCACUUGAAAGGUAAACCAAAAUAAGCGCUCCACGUUUUUUUUUAAAGGUAUGAAGACAUACUCAACUACUGUUUUUGUCCUGGAAAAUAAUUCUUCACUCAAGUGCCCAGAUAUUGUUGUUGCUAUGAGAGUCCAAAUGGAUAGCCUUUUUUUUUUUUUUUUUUAACAUUUAAUACAACUUAUAUGCUAAGAACAGACUCCUGUUACUAACUGUAUGUAAAGUAGUCAAUGCAAAGGGUAUGUAAAUUAGAAAAUGAGUUUGAGAGAUGUUUUAUUUUUGUACAUAUAAUAAUACUUCAACUGUGAAAAGUUUUCUGCCAUACCAGAGGCACCUUGAUAAAUCCACAUUUCUAUGAAUCAGUAAACUUCAUUCAUACAAUGUUUUUACAUUCACUGGAAUGUAUAUCAAUCAUUUUAAUGUAAUUUACAAAGGAAAAAUCUUAUCCCUUCUACUUGUAAAUUGUACAGUGACCUUAUAUGAAAAAUUUAUUUUCUAAUUCCAACAUUGCUUAGUGUAAAGUUAAAAAAUAUAUAUUUAUUUGAAGGUUUAUUAUUUUAUAAUGAAAAAUAUUUAUUUUGAGAAAGCAUUGUUACUGUGUCACCCUUUUUCGGGCUCUUCUGUAGUCGCUGCAGAUACGAGGUGACCUGUAGGAGUGUGGAAGCUGGAUGAAUAGUUCACUAUGAAUUAGAAGACAAAUAUAUUAACGUUUGAAAUUAAACAACCUUGAAGUCUGA
Thunnus maccoyii (southern bluefin tuna) is the source of this 2678-nucleotide messenger RNA. It is a transcript of the gene spry2, whose product is annotated as sprouty RTK signaling antagonist 2. Lineage: Eukaryota; Metazoa; Chordata; Actinopteri; Scombriformes; Scombridae. The transcript has 2 exons. The coding region runs from base 583 to 1638 and encodes 351 amino acids. Gene Ontology annotation, biological process: animal organ development; negative regulation of MAP kinase activity; negative regulation of fibroblast growth factor receptor signaling pathway. The record is from RefSeq and is a predicted model, not a curated record. Gene Ontology annotation, cellular component: cytosol; membrane.